Molecule: messenger RNA, 729 nt
Organism: Peronospora farinosa
Lineage: Eukaryota; Oomycota; Peronosporomycetes; Peronosporales; Peronosporaceae
Source: the annotation of a GenBank genome assembly
AUGGGUCGAGGUCCUACUAUCCAAGGCAGAAAAAAUGCUGUGGACGUGAAACGAACGGCCACUAACGCCACUUUAGCGCGGGAGAUUAUGGUCGUUUCGAAGUCGGUGCGAGGAGACGUGAACAAUCGGAGGCUUGUGGCAGUUAUAAACAAAGCCAAAGCGGCCAAUAUGCCCAAAGACAAGAUUGAAGCUGCAAUCAAACGAGGUGUCGAAGGCAAAGACGGAAGCAACGCUGAAUCUGUAUUAUACGAAGCUUCAGGUCCAGCUGGAAGUGCCCUAAUGAUUGAGACACUGACAGAUAACAAGCGUAGAACAGCACCUGCACUACGUCAUAUUUUGGGCAAAUACAAUGGUGCUCUAGGUACAAGUGGCUCAGUGGCUUGGAUGUUCGAGCGGAAGGGGUACCUUGAGAUUGAAUUGCCGUCAGAUGAUGGGGACAGAUCGGCGGUCGAAGAGGACUUGCUCAUUGAAAUUGCGCUGAAUGCAGGGGCAGACAAUGUUGAGACGCGUGAGGGCUUGGCGCAGAUCAUGUGUGAUCCUAAUGACUUAGCUGUCGUGCGCAAAUGCUUCACGGAGGCCGGAUUGGAACCCGCUGUUUCCGAGCUCGUCUAUAACCCCAAGGAAUUUUUGGACUUGGAGGGUGAGCAGCUGGAGACCUUUGACAAACUCAUUGACGCUCUUAAUGAAGACGAGGAUGUUAAUCAAAUCCACCACAACGUCAACGAGUAA